ACCUAACAAGUAAAGUAACUGUCAGCCAGCUCAGUAGGCUUUGAGCUAGAGCGUGAACUGAACGUCUGUGCGCGCUUUGUGAAUUAUCCUAGUGCUUACGAGUGUAGCUGCAACGAUCGAAAACAACAACAAAAAAACUCAAAUGGAAGUGGCAGGCCAGUGGCGGAAGGAGUGGGCUGGAGCCGCCGAAUAUGGAAAGGUGACAGAAGGCGGAGUCACACGUCAAAUAGCCCGAGCUAUGGAGGUUUUAAAUGCCACCGGUCCCGGAGCUCGCGUCCGUGUUAUGCGUGCUUCUUAUCACUCGUCUGCUGGACCUGGAAUACCAGCUUCAUCGUACAUGAUGCACUCUUCAAGAAGGGUUAUUUCAUCUGGUUAUAACUUUACGGAUCCACCUUCGAUACCAUCAAUUUCAGCUAUUCCUUUGGAAAUAUCAUCAACUCCACUGGAGCAGUCGCAUGAUUCCCAAGUUGAACCAGAUACAUAUAAAGUGACCGAGCCAGACGACUUAGAGAUUUCUGAACCCUCUAAAUGGAGAGGUUCCCGAGGAACAGGCUCAAUCCGAAUGCCUAGUGAAGAGUCUUCGUCCACCGACAAUGCUAGUAUUAUUGAUUUAGAUCCGAAAAACAGUCGACUUUUGCACAGGAAGUACUCAUACGAUUCAGAAAGCAGCGAUAUUCAAUGGAACAAAAAAACUGCGUCCAGGGUUUCGCCUCUUUUGGAUGCUCCUGUGACUUUAAACACAUUAAAAUAUAAAUCACUUUUAAAUAACAGUAGCGAUUGGAACAACCGCAGGAAAAGCUAUAGCUUUGAAGAUACGAAGAUUUCUUUGGAUGAAGUUAAAGUACACAGUAAUGAUACUUUUGCCAUGGACUCUUCAACGGACAGUGGUAUUUGCAAAUCUACGGAAAUUGUGAACGAUCAUGUAGAAGAAAGCACGCAUUCAAGACCGUUUGAGCGAAAAAACAUUCAGAAUAAUAGUCACGAUGAAUGUUUUAAAGAUUGGCUUGCCAAAAACAGAUCGAACAAUUAUUACAAAGGUAAUAAAUUCAAACCGUCUUGGGAACAUGAUGUUGUUAUCGAGGAUCCUGUAGAAAGCAAUAUAGUAUUACAAUCAACUGGAAAAAUUUCAAUAACUUUACCAACUAAGAUUGAAACAUACGAUGAAGCUUCUUUAUUCAACAAAACCGAAAAAUGUAGUGAAGAUCACCAAAGAAAAGUGAAAAAAGUGGAAUUCUGUAAAACUGAACUACAUUUUGCGGCAGAAUCAGGAAAAGUAAACAUUAUUGCAACGGAUGAUAAACCACCGCCAUCAAACGACUUCCGAAAAAGACGGAGUGUUUUUGUUCCCAUAGAAAUGGUAGACAAACCAAUAACAUUAUUUGGGGAAAAGACCACCGUUAUAUCCAACCAAGAAAAGUUAGAAGAUAUAUUAAGUAGUUCGAUAAGUGAUUAUGUCGAAACUGAUGAGAAUACAGCAGCUACAAAAAGUAUUCUCAAAAAUAAGAUUCCGAAACCCAAACCAUAUCUCUUGGGAGAGAACAUGGCAUUUGGGUCAGCGAAUGAUGUGACGAAUGAAAUCAUUAAUAGUGAACCCGCUACAGUAUUAAAAGCAGUGUCGUUGAUUAAUAAACAACUUCAGCCGCAAGGGAUUUAUGAUGACUUAAUUAACUCAACGGACUCAUCGAAAAAUAGCAAACCUAGUCAAAGUAAAAAAAAUUGGACAGCAAAUGAAGGUCCCACAAUAAACAAGAAUCAUGUCUUUGCUACCGAGCCAAUUUCGCAACAAAUCAAAACACCUCUGAAAGAAGUGGAAACAUUAAACAAAACAGACUUGUUACGAACAAAAUUCGAGUCUGCACAUUCUCCUUCCAAUGAUCACAGGACAAAAGCAAGACAAUUACGAGAAAGUGACUUAACGUAUUUCGGAGUAAAUAAGGAAAGAAAGGAAGAGACUGAAUCAAAAAUAUAUAAAAGUAAUCUAUCAGACGAUUCUGCUAUAGAAGAUAUAUUUCAAUCUGUUAGACUAAUUCAGCAAGUCUCAAACAGCGUUUGCAAUAGUGAAGCUGAAUCUGAUGACGUACCUGAAUAUCAAAACUUUCAUGCUACCAACAAUUAUAUCCCAGUUCCUAAGCCUAGACUUCGUACAAGAUAUGAAGAUAAACCUAACGAAAUCCACGAAGUCAAAGUACUAAAGCCAAUUAUUGAACAUGAACGUUCUGAAACAAAUGAUUAUGUAAAAUCUAUAAUGCGACGCUCAAAGUCUAGAAGGCAAGAACAUACAGCAUCUGCUAAUAGAAGCCUAUCUGAACCACCGAAACGAGACAAAGCUUUUUCAAAUUCCAAACAGUCAUUGAGAGCAAAUACGCCAUCGCGAUCUAUCAAUCGCACAGUUAGAGAAGCUGUGGAAAGCCAAGUGACAAUUGCUACCCCUCGUUCUAAGAAAAUAGAAGAAAUGAUUCCUAUUUACGAGAACCUACAUCCAGGACGGGAAUCUAAUAUUAUUUAUGACAAAAAUAAACUAAAGCCUAAAACGUCAAUAACACCAGAAGUUCCUACCAGGAAGACUUGUGUAAAAAGACAGGAAAAAAGCGAAGACGUUAAGACAUCGAAAUUUAGCAAUAAUGACAGAAAUACAAAGUCAAGUUCACAAAAUACCAAUGGGAUAGGCAGUUUGAGAAGGAUUUCACAGACCACAAACAAGCGUAGUGAAACCAGAGAACCACAUAAAGGUGACAAUGUAGGUAAAAUGGAAAAUGAAAAAGAUCUUGAAGCGGCGCAUAAAACUUCGUUCAAAAGUGUACGGCAAGUAUCCACGCCUAGAAGGUCGAAAGUUGAAAAUCGAACGUCAUCUUCGCCCUGUCGUCCAGAUAGAAAUGAAACAAAAAAAACACUUGACGAUAAUUGCAAAAAAGAAUCACAACCAGUUAUGAAAAAAUCUGCGGGAUACGAUAAAAAUAAGAAGAGUUCUAAAGAUACAUCCAAGGAAUCAGAUCCACUAAAGAAAAUGGAUCAAAACACAAUUGUAUACGAAAUGAAAUCUGUACAAAUAAAAAACGAACAUAAGGAUAUAAAUUCAAAACGAAACAGAUCCAAAUCUCCAAGGCGACGUGAGUAUGUUAUUAACUAUGAUGACAAAAAUGGAACAGUGUCCUCGGUUUGUAAAGUUACAACCAGCCCAGGGGGUAGUUAUAGAAAGAAAAAGAUCUCAAAAGAAAUCUUAGAUAGUCCAAAAGGGCAGAUACUAAAACCUAAAACAAUAAACAAAAUAGCGCUACGAAAGUAAGCUGUAUGCAUGCCACUAAUGAACGCUCUAACACAAAUAUAACCGGCCUUCAUUUAAAAUGGAAAUAUUUCAGUGCAACUUCCAGAUCAUCAAAAACUAACGAGUAGAAAGAGAAAAGCUGAUAAAAAUGUGAAAACGAAAGUUUAUAUAGAAAGGUCUUGCCAGAUAUUGUAAGCUAAAUACAGUGACCAAGUGGACAAACUUUAGAAUGUAGAGUUACAUAUGGAGUGUACUUAAAUAGAAUAAGGAAGAUGAUCUCGCAACUUUAUUUUAACAAACCAAUUUGAUUGGAGUAUACAACCAAGUACGCUCACGUAUUUGGUUAAAUAAAACAUAACUAUAUUUAA
Messenger RNA from Bombyx mandarina (wild silkworm), 3630 nucleotides. RefSeq lists its product as uncharacterized. NCBI's taxonomy places the organism in Eukaryota, Metazoa, Arthropoda, Insecta, Lepidoptera, Bombycidae. The record is from RefSeq and is a predicted model, not a curated record.